ACAGUAACUACCAACCACUAUGGCUCAAAAGGCCCUGUGCUUCAUCAAUGUCUGAACUCAACCUAGCCACAUAUAUUUAAGUAUUGAUUGACAAGCGAUUAUCCCCUCGAUCCUCACACCUCCAGAAAUUAUUGUAUCUUGUCAACUGCACGCAGCACGACCCGGAAAAAUUAGACCCAGAAUGGCUAGCACUUUCGUUACAGUCAAGAGGCCCUUCCUUACUUUGCCUUUCCUCUUACCUUCGUCAUGUGAAGUCUUGUCUCUCACACCACGGCGGUCCCAGUCCUCUUACAGACGUACAAAACAACGCCUACGUGUCAAGCCCGAUGCUUCAUUCGGAUCUUUUUCAAGCCACGUUGAAAGGGAACACAUUAUCCAUAACCCUCCUUCAAGUGCUCCAUCGGUUUAUCACACGCCAGCAAAAUUUCUUCCCAGCGACGACAUCCGGAGAUCUUUAUGUACCGAUAGUUCGAUCGCUCACGAGGAUCCUGCCGCCCUCACACCGUUGAAUGAAUCACCUGGUCCUAAACGGUAUCACUUGAACCCUUCCGAUGUUCUGGAGAUACGUAGGCUCAGAACCAGUGACCCAAUGACAUGGAGCCGCUCCAAGUUGGCCAAGCGCUUCGAUUGCUCACCACUCUUCAUUUCGAUGGUGUGCGGAGCUAGUCCAGAGAAGAAAGAAAUGCAGAAGCAAGUCUUGGAGGCGGUACAAUCAAGAUGGGGCACUAAGCGCCGCAUGGCUAGAGAGGAUCGGAAACUGCGCAAGGAAUCGUGGGGAAGAGAUUGUUGAUGACAAUGAUCAAUUUGUUUGCGCUGAAUUUCUUGCACAGUUUAUCUUAUUACAGGGAACCGGGUGCUAAACCUCUUAUUGCCCUGCCACUCAUGGUCACAGUCACACAGGCCCUUAACCGCUCAUUUUUCUGAGUCUUGUCUUACUAGAAGCUUUCAAUUGGUGUCUAAAAAUGCAGCCUGUCAUCCACCAUGUAACUUGCAACUAUCCUGGAAUAAGUAG
Molecule: messenger RNA, 1012 nt
Organism: Aspergillus saccharolyticus JOP 1030-1
Lineage: Eukaryota; Fungi; Ascomycota; Eurotiomycetes; Eurotiales; Aspergillaceae
Product: mitochondrial 54S ribosomal protein mL58
Exons: 2
Coding region: 182-790 (202 amino acids)
Cellular component (GO): mitochondrial large ribosomal subunit
Molecular function (GO): structural constituent of ribosome
Source: RefSeq, a predicted model, not a curated record